This is a messenger RNA of Spinacia oleracea (spinach), 3284 nucleotides long. Its product is annotated as ethylene receptor 2. Gene Ontology annotation, cellular component: endoplasmic reticulum; endoplasmic reticulum membrane. Gene Ontology annotation, molecular function: phosphorelay sensor kinase activity; ethylene binding; protein binding. NCBI's taxonomy places the organism in Eukaryota, Viridiplantae, Streptophyta, Magnoliopsida, Caryophyllales, Amaranthaceae. Bases 752 to 3046 code for a protein of 764 amino acids. The record is from RefSeq and is a predicted model, not a curated record. The transcript is spliced from 3 exons. Gene Ontology annotation, biological process: response to ethylene; phosphorelay signal transduction system.
CAGGUGGACACUUAGAGAAAUAUCGCCUCAACCAAUGCGAAGUAUUUUGGGAACUUUGAUAUCUUUGAACGGAAAUCGUUCCAAGUUCUCUUCACAUCUACGAGUAAUAACACAAUGGGUCCCACCCACUGUUUUAUUUCUUGUAAUUUUACCACUCUUGCGCUAAACAACGGCGCUCACCCUUCUUCUUCUUCUUCUUCUCUCUAAAACAUGAAAAACUAUUGAGAAUUACAAGUACAAAUUCCCUUCUCUUUCUAAAAUGUACUCAUCUCCUUUGUUUUGUCUAAAUGCCCUUCAUUCCCGGUUCAUAUUUCGAAUAUGAAACCACCCCCUUCAUCUUCUCUAACUGGCACCGGUUCACGCGUUGCGAGGUGCCCGCUUCCACCUUCUCUCUCACUUUUUUUCUUUUUAGCAGCAGCUGUAUCAGACGAGAGAGAAAGAUCCAUUUAGCAAGAUCAUUCAGAUUCUGGGUUUUCUCAUAAUCCAAGUUGUACUCAUUGAACAUAAAGAUCGUGGGGGUUGUGGUCAAGCUUGAAUCUUAGAGAAAGUAACAUGAGGAAGAACAACAAAGAUCAUAAUAAUCUAAUUUGGGAUUUUGAUUGCUUAAUAUUUAAUGGAGGAGGAACCCUAUAUCAUUCAUAUUGGUGAAUGUUGAUCCGCAGCAAAACAUUGGUUUUAGUUUCGUGUAAUUGAUUGAUUGAGGGUUUUGGUUUUGUUUGAGGGGUAUAAUUAAUAAUAGUAAUCAUAAAUAAUGUUGAGACCACUGGCUGCUGCUCUCUUCUUUUCUGCUCUGUUGAUAUCAGCUUCUGCCUCUGACAAUGGCUACCCAAGAUGUAAUUGUGAGGAUGAAGGGUUCUGGAGUGUUGAGAGCAUUCUAGAAUGCCAAAGGGUGAGUGAUUUCUUGAUUGCUGUUGCCUAUUUUUCGAUCCCUAUUGAGCUGCUUUACUUUGUUAGCUGUUCAAAUGUUCCUUUUAAAUGGGUUCUCUUUCAAUUCAUAGCCUUCAUUGUUCUUUGUGGGAUGACCCAUUUACUUAAUGGUUGGACUUAUGGUCCUCACGCCUUUCAACUCGCCGUAGCUCUCACCACUUUUAAGUUUUUAACCGCUCUCGUCUCUUGUGCUACUGCCAUUACCCUUAUCACCCUCAUCCCUUUGCUUCUCAAAGUCAAGGUCAGAGAAUUCAUGUUAAAGAAGAAGACUUGGGAUUUGGGUAGGGAGGUUGGGAUGAUUAAGAAACAAAGUGAAGCUGGAUGGCAUGUUAGGAUGCUUACUCAUGAGAUUCGCAAGUCCUUAGAUAGGCAUACAAUCUUGCACACAACUAUGGUUGAGCUCUCUAAAACCUUGGAUUUGCUUACUUGUGCUGUUUGGAUGCCCAAUGAGAAUAGGACUGAGAUCAUUUUGACUCAUGGUUUAAAAGGAAGGAAUUUUCAGAGUUUCAGCAACUGCAGAGUUCCCUAUGCUGAUCCUGAUGUCAGAAAAAUCAAGGAGAGUAAUGAGGUUCAGAUACUCAGACCAGAUUCAGCUCUUGGUGUUGCCAGUAGCGGUGGGUUGGAAAAUUAUGGUGGUGUGGCUGCAAUACGUAUGCCGAUGCUCAAGGUCUCAAAUUUCAAAGGAGGAACCCCUGAGCUGAUGCAGGCUUGCUAUGCUAUAUUAGUCUUGGUUCUCCCUUGUGGGCAACAGAGAUCUUGGACCAACCAAGAGCUUGAGAUUAUCAUGGUGGUUGCUGAUCAAGUUGCUGUGGCUAUCUCUCAUGCUGCCAUCUUAGAGGAAUCACAGCUCAUGAGAGAUCAAUUGGCAGAGCAGAAUCGCGCGCUGCAGCAGGCACAACGAAACGCAUUGAUGGCAAGUCAAGCGAGGAACUCGUUUCAGAGAGUUAUGAGCCAUGGGAUGAGAAAGCCAAUGCACUCAGUCUUGGGGUUGCUUUCAGUUCUAAAAGAUGAGAAUUUAAGCAGUGAACAGAAACUUAUUGUUGACACAAUGAUGAAGACAGGGAAUGUCCUUUCUCUUUUGAUCAAUGAUGUCAUGGACGAUUCACCAAAAGAGAGUGGAAGAUUUCCAUCAGAUUUUAGAUCAUUUGGGCUCCGUGCCUUGGUAACUGAAGCUGGUUGCUUUGCUAAGUGCUUGUGUGUUCAAAAAGGUUUUGGCUUUAGUAUUGAAGUUGACAGAUCCUUGCCCGAUCAAGUAUUGGGUGAUGAAAAAAGGGUAUUUCAGGUGAUCUUGCAUAUGAUUGGUAACUUGGUGGAGAACAAUACCGGUGGUGGGUCUUUGUUUUUUCGGGUCUACUCUCAACAUGGAAGUCAGGGAAGGAAUGAUCAAAGAUGGGCAACAUGGCGAUCAGGCUCUUCUGAUGGAUAUGUUUAUAUCCGAUUUGAAGUUGAGAUAACCAAUAAUGCUAUCUUCUCAGAUGAUUCAGUGUUGGCUUCAAACUACAGUGGUCCGAGAUGCAGCAGUGAGAUUGUGGACCGGGACCUGAGUUUCAGCGUUUGCCAGAAGCUAGUCCAGCUGAUGCAAGGAAAUAUAUGGGUAGUUCCAAAUCCACAGGGUUUUCCUCAAAGUAUGGCACUGGUACUACGUUUCCAGCUACGUCCAUCAAUUGGAAUAACAAUCUCAGAAUCAGGAGAACCAUCAUCAGAUAACUCCUCCUCCAACUUUACUUUAAAGGGACUUCAAAUACUAUUAGCAGAUGAUGAUGACAUCAACAGGGCAGUGACCAAAAAGUUGCUGGAGAAGUUAGGUUGUUCUGUUACUGGCGUAUCAUCGGGUUUAGAGUGUGUUAAUGUACUUGGGUCAUCCAGCUCAGUUUACCAAAUAGUACUCGUGGAGCUUGAUAUGCGUGAGCUUGACGGGUUUGAAGUUGCAACACGGAUCUGUAAACUCAGGAGCAGAAGUCGCAGCUGGCCUUUGAUCAUUGCUUUAACGGCGGCUACUGAUGAUGAUCAAUUCUGGGACAAGUUCAAACAGGUUGGGAUUAGCGGGGUUAUCAAAAAACCUGUUCUUUUACAGGAGAUGAUCGAUGAGGUCCGAAGAGUAAUUAGUGCAGCCAAAUAAUGUGAUCUUAUUGGGAUGCAAAAUUUAUUUAUAGUUUUGUCGAUUCAAAGGGGUAUAUGAAUUUGAUUUCUCUUAUACACAGGUUAAUUAAUAGGUAGAGGAGAGUAUUUCUGUUAUGUUGGUACUAAUAGAUUAAAAUUAGAGGAAUUAAUUAGCAGAAUUAGGAGACUGCUGUAAAGUGUAAAUCUACAUUGAAACACAGAUUCAUGGAGGAAAAUGCAGUUAUACAUUGAUGUUA